CCGCGCUCGCGAUUUGAUCAAUCUGCUAGUAGUGCUGUGAGAAUCGUGUAGUGUUAAGUAAUUUAUUAUUCUAAUAAAUCAAAAUGAGGGAAAUCGUGCAUCUCCAAGCGGGUCAAUGCGGUAACCAGAUCGGAGCUAAAUUCUGGGAGAUCAUCUCUGACGAGCAUGGCAUUGACCCUACCGGUGCCUACCACGGCGACUCAGACCUACAGUUGGAACGCAUCAACGUCUACUACAAUGAAGCCUCCGGGGGCAAAUAUGUGCCUCGUGCCAUUCUCGUCGACCUCGAGCCUGGCACCAUGGACUCUGUCCGUUCUGGACCUUUUGGACAAAUCUUUAGACCUGACAAUUUUGUGUUUGGACAGUCUGGUGCAGGAAACAACUGGGCCAAGGGACAUUACACAGAGGGCGCUGAGCUCGUAGAUUCAGUUUUAGAUGUAGUACGAAAAGAAGCAGAAUCUUGUGAUUGUCUCCAAGGCUUCCAACUCACACACUCCCUCGGUGGUGGUACCGGAUCCGGUAUGGGUACCCUUCUUAUCUCCAAAAUCAGAGAAGAAUAUCCCGACAGAAUCAUGAACACAUACUCAGUUGUACCCUCGCCCAAAGUAUCAGACACAGUAGUUGAACCAUACAACGCGACUCUCUCAGUUCACCAGCUCGUAGAAAACACGGACGAAACAUACUGUAUUGACAACGAGGCCCUAUACGAUAUCUGCUUCCGCACACUUAAAUUGUCCACACCCACCUAUGGUGAUCUCAACCACUUAGUGUCCCUCACAAUGUCCGGUGUCACAACUUGCCUUAGGUUCCCCGGUCAGUUGAACGCUGACCUCCGUAAAUUGGCUGUCAACAUGGUACCAUUCCCACGUCUUCACUUCUUCAUGCCCGGUUUCGCACCCCUCACAUCUCGUGGCAGCAGACAAUACCGAGCACUUACCGUACCAGAACUGACCCAGCAAAUGUUUGAUGCCAAAAACAUGAUGGCUGCCUGUGACCCGCGUCAUGGCCGUUAUCUCACCGUCGCCGCUAUUUUCCGUGGUCGCAUGUCCAUGAAGGAGGUUGACGAGCAAAUGCUUAACAUUCAGAACAAGAACUCGUCCUACUUCGUAGAAUGGAUCCCCAACAACGUGAAGACUGCCGUAUGUGACAUCCCACCACGUGGUCUCAAGAUGGCCGCUACCUUCAUCGGUAACUCCACCGCCAUUCAGGAGCUGUUCAAGCGUAUCUCGGAGCAGUUCACCGCUAUGUUCAGACGUAAGGCUUUCUUGCAUUGGUACACUGGCGAGGGUAUGGACGAGAUGGAGUUCACUGAGGCUGAGAGCAACAUGAACGACUUGGUCUCAGAGUACCAACAGUACCAGGAGGCCACCGCCGACGAGGACGCCGAGUUCGAUGAGGAACAAGAGCAGGAGCUCGAAGACCACUAGACUGUCAGUUGCUAAGCAACCGCAACUAAAUAAAAUGCCAUUAUCCGUUACAUUAAGUAACAUUAAUGAUUCCUAUACAUUGUAAUUUGAAAAGGCCCGCUUUCUAACUUUUAACAAAACGCACGAGUUUAACAUACGUUUUGACAUGAAAGCAUUUUGUAUUGAUUAAUACAUUCCUUGUGAUUCCGAACUUCAGUGGGGCUUAAAAUGUCUGCUCCCUUCAAUGAAUGGACUAAAAGGUUGGCUUCCAUUCUGGAAGUCUUUAAAAAUGUUAUAUUUGUGUUCAAGAAUAAUUUAAUGUAUAUAAUAAAGUUUUUUAUUUA
Messenger RNA from Pieris brassicae (large cabbage white), 1750 nucleotides. RefSeq names its product tubulin beta-1 chain-like (gene Tub1). Gene Ontology annotation, biological process: microtubule cytoskeleton organization; mitotic cell cycle. The transcript is spliced from 2 exons. The coding region runs from base 84 to 1427 and encodes 447 amino acids. Gene Ontology annotation, cellular component: cytoplasm; microtubule. The record is from RefSeq and is a predicted model, not a curated record. Lineage: Eukaryota; Metazoa; Arthropoda; Insecta; Lepidoptera; Pieridae. Gene Ontology annotation, molecular function: structural constituent of cytoskeleton; GTPase activity; GTP binding.